UGCGUCUGUGGGGUUGGUUGGGCUAUUAAUUUGUUUAUAAUUUUAAUAAAAUAUUUACAAUUGGACUAUGGAAAGUUGUUUAUUAUGUUUGGAAACAUACAAGGAGCUUGCCGACUGCAUAAGUAUAAUUUCAAAUGAAAAACAGGAACUGGAUAUUAAAAACAUCGUAGAGAAACAUUUAUGGACCAUGAACCAUAUGGAGACACAUUCCUGGUUAUGUACUUCUUGCUGGAGAGAAUUAUAUGAAUUUCAUAAAUUUUAUUUGCGUAUAGAAGAUGCUCACAGAGAAUUUGGUUUGCUGAUGAAAAAUGUCGAAGAAAAUGAAAUUCAACUCAAGAAGACUACAGCAGAAUUGGAUGAAAGUCCUAUAUACGAUUUUAAGGAUUUUUUAAAUGAUUAUGAUUUAAGUGAUAAUCAUUUAGAAGAAGGCAGCAUAAUAAUAGAAGAACAAAAAAAAUUAACAAAAGAUGAAUUGAAUGAAGAGCAAAUUAAAGAUGAUAUGCCCCUACUGCAACGGCGUCGAAGAGGUCGUCCUCGCAAAGGAGAAGGUAAAGAGGUCAAGGUAACUAAAACCAAAACAAACAAAUGUAAACAACGUAAUAUCAAAGCAAUAUUUAAUGGCAGUGAUGCAGCUAUUACUACCUUAAAUAAAACUAAUGAAAUUGAUAAGAACCUCUCCACUUGCGAUAUUAAACAAGGACCACAAGUGCUUAACUUAGAAGAAGGAAACACUAAUUCACUUGAUAACAAUGAUUAUGAAACAAAUUUUAAUGAUGAUAGCGAUCGGGAAUCCUUAGAACAUAAUGAUACUCAAACUAAUCAUUCUGAUGCUCCAAAAACCAAACGCAAUGAAAGAGACAAAUUUCUAGAGGAAAAUUUUAAAAUCACCUGUUUCCGGUGUAAUAUUCCAAUGAAAUCCUUCUUUGCUAUGUGCAAACAUUUCGAGGAAAAGCACGAAGAACGAGGUCAUGUCAAAUGUUGUAAUAAGAAAUUUUAUAGACGUAGUGUUCUAGUCGAUCAUGUACAUCGUCAUUUGGAUCCCAACUAUUUUAAGUGCAAUCAAUGCGGUAAAGUGAUGGCUGAUAGACGUUGCCUGGAGUUGCAUGUUGAAAUGCAUGAAGGUAAUGCCGAGAAGAAUCAUUGUUGUGAUAUUUGUGGAAAAGGUUUUGCUAAAAUUGGUGUUUUAAAAAAGCAUAGAAUGAUACAUUUGUCGGAAGAGGAGAAACGUUUUCCAUGCUCCGAAUGCGGCAAAAAUUUUGGCACGAAUUAUUUACUUUCCAGUCAUUAUCGUUCAGUUCACCAAAAGAAAUAUGUAAAAAUAUGUGAUAUGUGCGGAAAAUCUAUACGCUGUAAAGACGUUUUCGAACGUCAUAUGUUACAACAUGAAGGUAAAAGUGCUCCCACGGUAAGCUGUGACAUAUGCGGUUUACGUUUGACUGAUAAUAAAGCCUUAAAACGCCAUAAAGAUAUGAUACAUCCGGUGGGUGGAAAAAAAGAAUAUACUUGUUCAAUAUGUUCAAAAAUAUCACCCAAUUUGAAGGCCCACAAACGACAUGUACAGUACAAACACGUCAUAGGAUAUGAUCACAAGUGCACGAUAUGUGAAAAGGCUUUUAAACGAGCUCAAACUUUAAGGGAACAUAUGGCUUCUCAUACGGGUACAGUUUUAUAUACCUGCCCUUGGUGUCCGAAAACUUUCAAUUCUAAUGCCAAUAUGCAUAAUCAUCGUAAGAGGGUUCAUCCCAAGGAAUGGGAGGAAACAUCAAGAAAAAGAUAUUCUGGAAAUUUGCCACCUAAUUUUAAACCUCCAACAAUAACCCAGUCUACAGAUUUUAAUGUGCCAAUAGAUAUGUAAUACUCAGAAAAUA
Molecule: messenger RNA, 1868 nt
Organism: Lucilia cuprina (Australian sheep blowfly)
Lineage: Eukaryota; Metazoa; Arthropoda; Insecta; Diptera; Calliphoridae
Product: transcription factor grauzone-like
Exons: 4
Coding region: 68-1855 (595 amino acids)
Biological process (GO): regulation of transcription by RNA polymerase II
Cellular component (GO): nucleus
Molecular function (GO): zinc ion binding; DNA-binding transcription factor activity, RNA polymerase II-specific; RNA polymerase II transcription regulatory region sequence-specific DNA binding
Source: RefSeq, a predicted model, not a curated record